Messenger RNA from Ruditapes philippinarum (Manila clam), 629 nucleotides. Its product is annotated as serine/threonine-protein phosphatase 2A activator-like. Gene Ontology annotation, cellular component: cytoplasm; nucleus; protein phosphatase type 2A complex. The record is from RefSeq and is a predicted model, not a curated record. The coding region runs from base 60 to 629 and encodes 189 amino acids. Gene Ontology annotation, molecular function: peptidyl-prolyl cis-trans isomerase activity; protein tyrosine phosphatase activator activity. The transcript is spliced from 5 exons. Gene Ontology annotation, biological process: mitotic spindle organization. Lineage: Eukaryota; Metazoa; Mollusca; Bivalvia; Venerida; Veneridae.
CAAGCACUGAGUUGCAUGGACGCUUGAGGCCAUCAAGCGCAUGACUUCCACAGAUCAUCAUGGCUGCCGAAAACACCGAAAACAUUCCCCAGGAAGAAGAAUCACAGUUUGAUAUUGAAAGUCAUGAGUUUCUGAUACCAAAGAAAGAAGUUGGUCCACCUCCAGAAAUAAUACCAAAAUGGGAAAAAUCACAGGCAUACCAGGAUCUAGUUGGUUUCAUACUAGCCAUGAAUAAUGCAGUGAAAGGGAAAAAGAUCACAGCAGAUAGUACAAUGUCUCCUACUGUAACACAACUGAUAAAGCUACUAGAGACAUUAGACAGCUGGAUAGCCGAGUUCCCACCUAUAGAUCAACCACAGAGAUUUGGUAAUGCAGCUUUUAGGGACUGGUUUAACAAAUUACAACAGAAUGCUAAACAAUUAAUAGAAGAUAUGUUAGAAGAUAAAUACAAAAAGAGCAGUGAAGAAAUAGCAGUGUACCUGGUGGAAUCUUUCGGCAAUCAAACGAGAAUAGAUUAUGGUACAGGUCAUGAGAUGGCGUUUGCAGCAUUUUUAUUCUGCUUCUAUAAGAUUGGAGUAUUGACAGAAUCAGAUGCUGAAGCUGUGGUUUUGAAAGUUUUUAAUAGGUAG